UGCAUAUCCUUCGUAGUAUCAUCGCCAUCGCUGUUAAUUUUUGAAGUUUUAUUUGUGCGUGAGAAUUAUUCUCACAUUUUAAUAAAAUGCUGAAAUUAUACACCACCGACAAAAAUUAUUUUACAAAGAACAAAUCUACUCAUUUAUAAAAAAUUGCUCACGUCCGAAGUCUUCGUGGACGAGGGUUUGAAAAUAAUAUUUUUCCAAAGCAGAUGCUUUUAUUAAGAUUAUCUAUUAAAAUUUAUGAUUUACUAGGUGUUUAUUUAAGAACAACAGUGCAAAAAUGAUUGCUAAUGCUGAAGAUGAUAAAGAUCCCCAGAAGGCAGUUCCUUUGGAUCUUGCUCGCAAUCCAAUUGCCACUAUCCGAACUGUAGAGAGCAAGGCUCCGCUUGUCAUGACUAGUCAGUCCUUAAGGGGCAUGAGGGUGUUAACUACUCAAGGAGUUUCCAGCUCGAAUCCCACUUCUCUGGGUGGCCAAACGAUUAUUACCACAAAUCUGGUACAAGCUGUUCUUAAGCCAGAUUCAAACAGAGCUCAAAACGCCAGUAUAAUAACAAGCAGCACUUCCCAACCCCAAGUCAGUGGUAAUUUAUCCAGACCAACACAAAUAACACUUUCAACAGCCCCAUUGCUCGCUCAGACCACAGUAGGAACUACAUAUCAUGUGCCAAGAGGACCCGCUGUCGUAGCAAACUUGGCGGCUCCCAGGAGUAAUGUUACUACUGUCAGAGCACCAAUGGUGGUUACUGCGCAAAGUGGGCAGCCCCACGCGUUUGUAAGGCCUCCUCGAACACCAAGCCCAGCGCAGGGUACUGCCUGGUUGACCAACUCUUCCAAUGGGUCCCAGAUUAAAGGAGCUCCGACUGUGCUUAGCUCGCCGGUUAGGGGCGCUACCGUCACUGGAAAACCCCAAAUUAUAGGUCGGACGCAGGCCCAGACCGUUUCCGCCAUUCGUCCAGGGACUAUUUUGCAAAGUGCUAUUACCAUAGGCCAAUCAGGACAGAUACAUUCUUUUAAGCCUGGAGCGACGGGCAUACAGGCAUUAGGAAACACCGUGACGAUAGCUCAAGUGCUGCCAUCCCGUACACAGGCUGUGGUGUACAGUACCAACACCAGUGCGCAAUUCACGCCCACCGCUAGAAUUACAGUUGCUAGUAGUGUUCCUAAUCAGAGGCAGGCCCAAGCUAGGCCCAUGGGGCAGGUAACUACGGCUCGCCUCACCGUUCCGGUAAACGUCUCCCAAUCAGGAGCCCGCCUCGUUGCUCCUCAAGCAGCGGUACUCACUUCCGGUACCAGAAUAUCCACCGUAUCUUCUCAACAGCAACCGGCUGUCCUCGGAUCGACCGGCGCUAGGAUCGUUUCCACUCAACCCAACGCGACUAUCGGUAGGUUGUCUGUUGCGAGUCCAGCUUCGGUUUCCAGUACAAACCUAUUGGGACAAACCAGGAUAUCGACUUUGAACCUGCAUUCUCUGGUUGCCGUGGCAAAUACUUCGCAGGCCCGGAAUAUCCAGACGCAGGGACCUAAGGUCAUCGCACAACCUCCGCAAGGUACCAUACAUUUGACUCCGAAUUCUGCUAUUAAAACUACUUCCAGUGUCGUUUCAACUACUACCAGAACAAUUAGCGUACCGGCUGCCAUAGUGACCCAGCAGAGGCAGGCAACAGUGGUGCCUCCCCAAGCCAUAUCGAUUGCCAAAGUUUUCCCUCAGUCCGAAAGCCAAGUGACCACUGGGGCCGCCGCCAACGUUUAUAUACACACGCCCGUUCAAUCUGCACCUAGAAGAUCGUCACCAAGUCCCAUCACAACUACCGUGAGCCAGACCAGCAGUACGGCUACAACUACCACUGUCGCCACUUAUUCUCUUGCUAGCGGUACAUACUUCUACGACACCUCCGCGGGAAAUUAUUCCGUCAACAGACCAUUUAGUCAGCAGCAGCAGGCACCCUUUACCGCCCUGGGCCAGGCCCAGCAGCAGAUCAGGCCCGCUGCCAAUGCGGUGCACGGCAUCGUAAACCAGCAAAUGAGAUUCAAUCCCGUCAUGGUGGUGGAACCGAACCGUUCUCAGCAAUUCACCCACCACGCGGCCGAGGCCGCGCAGGAGCAGCAGCCACAGACGCAACCGAAAGUGACCUCCUCUCCUAGGCCGAGCAUUCUGAGGAAGAGGGAUCAUGAUGGUUCUCCCCUCAAAGCGGCCAAGAGCCUAGCUCCCGCGCUGAAUGCCACGCCCGUGCAAUCGCAAGCACCCGUGUCUCCGCCUUCUAGGCCAGAUUCGAACGGGCACAGUUCCGGUGGCAGUACUACGAUAUCGGCAACUUCCAGUCCCGGACUGGCCGAGGUUAACGACGACAGCAAUCCUCAUGCCCCGAUGAACAAUAAAGAGGAGGAGGAGGUGAAACCUCCCGUCGAGAUGAGCCCCAGGAAAAAGCCCAGAAAGCAGCAACUAACCGGCAACGAUUUGGACGAGCACAACGACGACAUGCAGUUCAUAUCCGAGAAUACGGUGAAGAAGGAGGAGGACUCGGAGGGGAACCACUCGGACGAGCCAAGAGACGGCGCCCCGGAAGCCGGUCAGAUCACCACCGUCAGGAAGCCGGCGUCCGCCAGCCUCCUGAACAGCUACCGGCACAACUGGAAGGCCAACCACAACCACUACCUGCGUCACUCGGACGUCCGGCCCAAGGACGAGCGGCGGCCCACCAUCAUGGAUCUCGCCAAUCAGCAUAAGGUGCAGGAGAAGGUGAACGGCUGGAAGAUUUUCCAUCUAUCGACGCAGAUGGAGGACUUGGCCGAGCAAGAGGAAAGGGUGUAUAAUCAGUUGACGGAACUGCUGAAGUGCACCGAGUCGGAGGAGAGGUGUAAGCAGUUCGAUAAGGAGGUAAAUAGCAUCAACGAGCUUAUCAAGGGUAACCUGCAGAGAAUCAAAAUCAUCAACGAUGGCAUGAUAGACGCGAAGGCUCAAGUGAUGAAGAUGUUCGAUCACAAAGUACACGUGAUGGACAUCAUAAACCGAUGUGCCAGUAAACGUAAUUUUAAGAAGCGUGAAAAGUCUUGAAUCAAUUUUACGGUGUAAUAAUUAGCGUAGGUCCCACAUAAUUUUUAUAUACUUGACAUUGUAUGUUUUUAUAAUAUUUUGUAAAUCAUUUUCACAGAAUUUAUUUAUCAAAUAUAUUGUAAAUCCUAAUUAUUUACUGAAGAAUCUGUUGAAAAUAGUUAAAUAAAUAUUUUUCACAAAAUGUUCUCCGCAUUAUUCGGUUGGUGGGUGAUCCGCUAUUCUUUGACGUAACAUGAAAAAUUGUACAAAAUUUUUUAAUUUUUCUUUCCCUCCAU
Messenger RNA from Anoplophora glabripennis (Asian longhorned beetle), 3330 nucleotides. It is a transcript of the gene Sap130, whose product is annotated as histone deacetylase complex subunit SAP130-A. Gene Ontology annotation, biological process: negative regulation of transcription by RNA polymerase II. The coding region runs from base 284 to 3055 and encodes 923 amino acids. The transcript has 14 exons. The record is from RefSeq and is a predicted model, not a curated record. Lineage: Eukaryota; Metazoa; Arthropoda; Insecta; Coleoptera; Cerambycidae. Gene Ontology annotation, cellular component: Sin3-type complex.